Molecule: messenger RNA, 1324 nt
Organism: Anastrepha ludens (Mexican fruit fly)
Lineage: Eukaryota; Metazoa; Arthropoda; Insecta; Diptera; Tephritidae
Gene: TORIP
Exons: 4
Coding region: 115-1074 (319 amino acids)
Biological process (GO): membrane organization
Cellular component (GO): membrane
Molecular function (GO): ATPase activator activity
Source: RefSeq, a predicted model, not a curated record
AAGAUGCAAAAAAAUAUUGUUUGGUACUUACCCGCAGUGUAUUACUUCGAUCGUAUAUUUAUUACUUUUUAUUAUAAGCGCUAUAUGUAUAUAUUGAUAUAAAAUAUUUUAAAGAUGUCGUCGUCUCCAUUAAAUCUUUCGUACGUUAACAGAAGAAAGCCAAUUCGCAUGGUUGAAGAAACUAUGGAUGAAGAUAUGGAUAUUAUUGAUGAUGAAUACGAGGAUGAUUCAAAGACAGCGUACACCAGCGAUGAGUAUUCAUCGCAAUCAAUUUAUGAACCGCAGAGUUGCAGAGUGUCUCCUCGCAAUAUAGAGCCCAUAAGUUGCAGCCGUCGUAUUGUGAACAACAGGUCAUCCAGAAACUUGGAGCAUACCUUUACUCCGGAAAGCAGAAACAAGUUUAAUGCAAAACCACAAUCGCAGUUGAUAGGCUGUAGUACGUAUAUAAUCGUGGGUGCCUUAAUUGCCAUUGGAUUACUUGCAUUUGGCAUGACGCAAAAUUCAGAAAAGAAAUGUUCAUACGACAAGUUACGCUUACAAUAUCCAGAGCAGGGCGAUAAAUUAUGGCGUACUAUUUCCAUAAGUAUAGAGCAUAUUAUAAACGGACGCUCAAAAAAGCCUGCUGUGUAUCUUUUUCUACACCAAGGUGGCAAAGCAACACAAAAUCUCGUAAGAGAUAUUGCUGCACAGGCGUCUCACUGUUUCGGUGAAAAAUUUCAAUUAGUCGAGAUGAGUAAAAAUGACUUUACAUCGCCGAGUGCCAUCGCAGACUACGGGUAUGCUAUUGAGAAAUUCAAAAAAAGAAUCGAGCGGGGUCGCGUUGCACUCAUUGUUAAUUUGAACGAGAUACCCGCGGAGGCAGCGCGUGCUUUACACACCAUCUGUGAUACAUAUAGUCCAAUCGCUGAGGAGUUAGUUAUCUUUCUCUCAUUAGUUCCACAUUCGACAAACGGUAAUCCAGUAGCCAACGCCGAGAACACAUUAAUGAAGCUGUGGGGUUCAUUGAAACAUAGUGAUCUUGAUGCUUUAAUAACUCGCGUUACGGAUGAGGUUAUUGCAUUGAAUAGUAUAUGAUAAACGUAACAUACGAAACUUGAAAAUGUUGAAUUACAGAAUUAAUCGCGGAAUUUAUUUCCUACGUGAAUUUUUAUAAAAUUAUCUAAAUAUGUUCGAUAUAAAAAAUGAUGUGAAAGGCUUAUUCCUUCAAGGAAAUAAUUUUUCUGUUAAUAUUUAGGAAAAAUUGGUUGUUAUAAAAACAUUAUUCAUAAACUGUUGAGGAAUGCUGCUGGAGUAACAAUUCUCGGUCGAAUUUAUAGAAAAUGAA